AUGUCCACGACAGGUCGCACUAGUUCUGCCUCCGCCUCUGCCUCUGCCUUUUCUACUGCUGUUACUUCUGCAUCAUCCUUUUCGACGACGACGACGAUACCAAGGCAACCUACUCUCUCUCUGGCGGAGUCACAGAACUACGGACAUACGGAUAACCACUACGGCGACGGCGAGCAUGGAACUCGCAACGGCAGCAGCAACUUGAUUCCGGAUAAUAGUAGGCUGGAUCCAAUUGCAGGGGGAAGGGGAAACGGCAACCCGCUCUCGUUGCAACUACAGCUGCAGCAGAUUCUCCUUCAGCAGACACAGCAGCGACAACUCGCCUGGCUCCAUCUAUGGCAGACCGACCGAGCAAAAGCCCUGGCCUCUGACCGAUUACAUGACCUGGAUCGACAGGAGCUUGGGCAGUGGUUGGUGUGGAAGAAGCGGGAGAAGGCUAGGCGACUUCGGGAGCUCAGACGGAAACGACUGGAGCUUGCUGCACGACGACGGAUGCAGCAGCAUCAGGGAAGAGAGGAAGCGCAGGUUGAUGGUCAGGGGAUGACGAGCUCUGGUUCUUCAACGCAACAACAUCGACCGCAGGAGGAAGAGGAUAUGGAGGGAGAUUUGAGGGGGAGGGAGAUCAGAAAUGCGACGUCGAGGACCCACAGCAGGACUUGGAGUGGAAGCGGACCUGUCAGGGGAGGUACUGAUACUAUUAAUGGAGGAGGAGGAGCAUCAAGGAGGAGGAGGGCACGAACCACAACAAAUAUGCUGACAAGCGAUGAGGAUGACGACGACGACGACGACGACGAAGGUGGUUCUUCAGACGAUAGUGACAGUGAGGAUGAUGUCGUUGGGCCAAUGGACUUUGAUUCCGACGACGGGGUCCUCCUGAGCGACAGUAGCGAUUAUGAAGCCUCAGAUGACGAGACGCCCCUGAUGAAACUGGUCUCUACAUUCGACGCCCUCCACGCUUGGAUCUCGACCUCCUCUGCGUCUGCCCUUUCUGCCCUUCAGGAUGCUGCUACCUUUCCUGUUUCCGUCACCAACUACAACUACAACUACAACUACAACAGCGACAACCUACUCGACUACCAUUUAGUGGGGCCUUUGCACGGAUUCGACGUCGACAAGCGACCAUGGGGUGUCGAAGGCGGUUGGCAGAGAUACGACCUAGGGAUGGACUACCAGCUUCCUUACCACUCAGGACCUGCGGUCAAUGGAUUCAAGUCAUCAACCUCCAGCAGGAAAUGCCAUACCACCAGCGGGCGCGGCUUCGGAACCGGAGAGACUUCUAUCGAGACGGGACUUUGUCAACGACUGGACUGUCAAAACGAUCAUGGACCAUUGCCCCGGUCUUUGCAAAUUGACCCUUUCAGAGUUCCCCUUCGUCUCGAAUCCCUAGACUUUGCAGGCUGCUACCAAAUCUCCGACAAGGGCCUCACCCCACUCCUAAAACAAUGCGGAUCACAUCUUCUCCAACUCCGAGUCUCGGACUGCGACAACAUCACCUCCGCGUCUGUCGUGGCCCUAGCGAAUCAUUGUCCGAAUACAGAGUGGCUGGAUCUUUGUAGGACGGGGGCUUUGACGGAAGAGUGUUUAAUUUUGUUGGCGGAGCGGUGUACGGAUCUCGAGUGGUUGAAUCUUGCCAGGGCUAGUCCAGGAGUUUUGGAGUCGUCUUUGGAGGACGGUCUUGGCGGUGGCGGCGCUGAGGGUGAUAACACCAACAACAGCGGCACUGGUGGAGGUAUCAACAGCGACAUUAACGGCGAGGCAGAGAUCGAACAGGACCACGACGAGGAAGUCAUUGACGUGGAUAAUGAAAAGACACCUGUUCCCUCGGAUGGCAACCGACUUGUCAAAGAGGAAACCAGCACCGAAACGGAGAACCAGCACCAAGACCAGGAGGAGGAGGAGGAGGAGGAGGAGGAAAAGGUCAAGGAAGACUCCAUCACAGACAGAGCCCUAGCGCUCCUAUGCGAAUCCUGUCCAAACCUCCAACUCCUCGACCUCUCCUACAUCUCAACAAUCUCCAACACCGCCAUGGAAUCGCUCUCCGAGACCGCAAAGUCCUUGGUCUGCCUGACCAUUAUCGGUUGCCCCGGGAUCACGAGCCAGUCUCUGUUGUAUUUGGCACGAUUGAGGAACAGUAGCGGCAAAUUGGGGUGUAUUACCAUGGGCGACGCGUUAGGGAUCUCGGAGAGGGAUAUUGAGCAGAUUAUGCAGGGGAUGUUGAGUGGGUGGCAAAAGUCGUUGGUCGAUGAGACGAAUCUGGGAGAAAUCCUUGGGCGCAGCUGGGACGAGUAG
Messenger RNA from Linnemannia hyalina, 2289 nucleotides. Lineage: Eukaryota; Fungi; Mortierellomycota; Mortierellomycetes; Mortierellales; Mortierellaceae. The record is from the annotation of a GenBank genome assembly.